AGUAUUGGAGCGGUCCCUUCUCCUCCUGGGUUGCCCCUCCGUAUGCGCCCCGUGACGCAUGCGCAGUAGGUAUCGAGUAAUUCGGCGCUGAAAAGGAAGGAGUAGCAGAGAUACAACCUAAGCAGUACUAGCUAGGGGAACAGGAGUAUAUACGGCGGCUACCUAGUUGCUUUGCUUUCGAGCAUCGUGACACAGCGCAGAGUUUGGAACAUGGCUGAUAAAGAGGUGUAUGAUGAUGCAGUGGAAGAAAGGGUCAUCAAUGAGGAGUACAAGAUUUGGAAGAAAAACACACCUUUCCUGUACGACCUGGUGAUGACUCAUGCACUGGAGUGGCCCAGCCUUACUGUCCAGUGGCUUCCAGAUGUCAGCAGGCCAGAGGGGAAGGACUACACCAUUCACAGGCUGGUUUUGGGGACCCAUACUUCAGAUGAGCAGAAUCACCUUGUGAUUGCCAGCGUCCAGGUACCAAAUGACGAUGCCCAGUUUGACGCCUCACACUAUGACAGCGAGAAAGGAGAGUUUGGUGGAUUUGGUUCAGUAAGUGGAAAAAUAGAGAUCGAGAUCAAAAUCAAUCACGAGGGAGAGGUGAAUCGAGCCCGCUACAUGCCCCAGAAUCACUGCAUCAUUGCCACCAAGACCCCCACCUCUGACGUUCUGGUCUUCGACUACAAUAAGCACCCGUCUAAGCCAGAUCCCAGUGGGGAGUGUAGUCCUGACUUGAGGCUGAAAGGCCACCAGAAAGAAGGGUAUGGUCUUUCCUGGAAUCCCAACCUCAGUGGCAACCUACUCAGUGCCUCCGAUGACCAUACCAUCUGUCUAUGGGACAUCGGGGCCGGCCCAAAGGAAGGGAAGAUUGUGGAUGCCAAGACCAUCUUCACCGGCCACACAGCGGUGGUGGAAGAUGUUUCCUGGCAUUUGCUCCACGAAUCCCUGUUUGGCUCAGUGGCUGAUGACCAGAAACUCAUGAUAUGGGACACUCGGUCCAACAACACAUCCAAAGCCAGCCACUCAGUAGACGCUCACACUGCUGAGGUUAACUGUCUGAGCUUCAACCCCUACAGCGAGUUCAUUCUUGCCACUGGUUCUGCUGAUAAGACUGUUGCACUGUGGGAUCUAAGGAACCUCAAACUGAAGCUCCACUCCUUUGAGUCCCACAAAGAUGAAAUUUUCCAGGUACAAUGGUCUCCUCACAAUGAGACGAUCCUGGCCUCCAGCGGCACCGACCGACGUCUCAAUGUCUGGGAUCUCAGUAAAAUCGGGGAGGAGCAGUCAGCAGAAGAUGCUGAGGAUGGCCCACCGGAGCUGCUGUUCAUCCACGGUGGCCACACAGCCAAGAUCUCUGACUUCUCCUGGAACCCCAAUGAACCCUGGGUCAUCUGCUCAGUGUCCGAGGACAACAUCAUGCAAGUCUGGCAGAUGGCGGAGAAUAUCUACAAUGAUGAGGAGCCAGACAACACCCCUGCAUCAGAGCUGGAGGCUCAGGGAUCAUAACCCCGCUGGGCCCGACUUCCUGUCCAGGCACGACCCCUGCUCCACUCCCUGAGCUCCAGACCCAGCCCGGCCUGUCGUUUCCCUCUCUGGCUUAUCUCGAGUGCAAAAUGAAACGUCUGCUCUCCACACGAAUGAACAAUGUGGAGAGUUAGAGACGGCGUUGACUCCACCCUUGCUAACAGACAGUUGGAUUCAGUCUCAUCCUGCUUACACUUCACCAUGGCCCAGGUACCCAAAAGCACGUAAGCACUUGGAAUAGGAUAAGAGUUGAAAUUUUCUACCUGCUCAGGUGGUAAUAUCUCCAGUGUUGGGGGAAUGGGAUUUUGUGGUGAAGGGGCUUUGAAGACUCUUAAGAGCAGAAGACCUUUAUGUGCACAAAAUCUCUAAGUUAUUGUUGAGACCAGUUCAUUUCAAAGAAGAAUUAAUUACCUUAAUAAUCCCCCCUAGGGGGAAUUCAUCUUUCAAAGGGCUCAUGCAAGGAAAACACAAGUGUUAUUUUACAUUUUGACUUUUGAGUAGCUAGAAAACCACUAGAUAGUAGACAAAAGUAUGUAAGGAAACCCGGACAGUAGAAGAUUAUCUGAGCACUGAAAUGCUUUUGGGAAACCUGAUCUUCAUCCGUCCAAACCGUGUGAUUGGUUAAAAGCUGACCGUGAUGGUCAUGUCAGGGAAGCGUUCUUCAAUACCUGUUAAGCACUCGUGGCUAUUUUUGUCUCAUGUCAUGGCUGUCCUUUGAAGAAACAUUCCCUGCUGUGUUUGCCUCCUGUUCAUAAGGUACAGAAACUCUUCAGUAUUUGGCUUGAGUGAAAGGUGUGGGACUAAAUUAGUGCACUUCAGGAAAACGCACAUCUUUCUUUUUCCUCUCCUCUUUGUGUUCUUACGUAAUGUGAAAUUGCCGCGUUUUGUUUCCUGCGCCAAAAAUUGCAAUAAAACUUUUAUAACUUUUCAAAA
Molecule: messenger RNA, 2442 nt
Organism: Siniperca chuatsi (mandarin fish)
Lineage: Eukaryota; Metazoa; Chordata; Actinopteri; Centrarchiformes; Sinipercidae
Gene: rbbp7
Product: retinoblastoma binding protein 4, like
Exons: 12
Coding region: 211-1491 (426 amino acids)
Biological process (GO): regulation of gene expression
Cellular component (GO): NuRD complex; nucleus; ESC/E(Z) complex
Molecular function (GO): histone binding
Source: RefSeq, a predicted model, not a curated record